Molecule: messenger RNA, 498 nt
Organism: Staurois parvus
Lineage: Eukaryota; Metazoa; Chordata; Amphibia; Anura; Ranidae
Source: the annotation of a GenBank genome assembly
ACAAAGACACCUCUACACACACACAGACAUGUACAUACACAGACAUACAGACACAUGUACACACACACAGACAUGUACAUACACACACACAUACACACACAGAAACAUGUACACAAACACAGAUACAUGUACAUACACAGAAAUACACACGCACAGACACAUGUACAUACAUACACAGACACAUGUACAUACAUACACAGACACAUGUACAUGCAUACACAGACACACACUAUAAAAAGUUGCAGUACUUCGUUGUUCACUCACAGAGCCGGGUACUGCACUCUAGGGGGAGGCAGAGAGCACAACACACAGUCCUUCCUUUGCUUUCACUGCGCUCAGCUAUUGAACAGUCUGACGGCUUCCAGUGCCAAUGACAGAUCCGGCCUGAGCUCUGAGCCUGCUCAGCAAGACGGUCCUGGGGGACACACUUGCCCCCACCAUAAUUUCCACUCACCAUUGGCGAGCAGGCGAGUGGAAAUUUCAAGCCUUGGUAUAGUG